UAUCAACCCAUGUUAAUCGACGCUAUUCCUCACUAUUUCUUUUUACGUCUGAUAGCCCUAACUUGUAUUGAUGCACACAAAAAAAUACAAAAACUUUUCUAAAAAAGAAAGAAAAGAAAAUUAAUUUUUAUUAUUUAAAUUAUAUUAAACACAAAAAAUAAAAAGAAUUAUGAAAUAUUUUUUAUUUUCUAUAAGAGUAAUCAAAAGUUAAAUGCAGCAAAGGAUUAAUUUUUUAUUUAAAAUAAAUUUGAAUGCAAACAGAAUUUAUACAUUUAUUCAAAAUUUCUACAUUCAUAUAUCAUUUAGAUGUAUAAAAAAAAAGAUUUAAAAUGCAUUACUUGAAAUUUCAUUAUCGAUAUUUUUUUAUGUUCUUGAUUUUAUCAGUGAUUUUAUUUAUUUUUAUAUAUAAUAUAUAUAUCUAUAAAUCAGAUUAUAUUACUGAUUUUAAAAGUAGAAAUUCAAAAGUAAAGCUAAAUAUUACUUUUGCAGUAAAAAAAGAAAAAAAAAACUCACUUAGUAUACUGUGUAAUAUAUUUAGCUGUUUCAAUGUUUAUCAAUGUGGACACAAGGGGAGCCGAUUAUCUGUUUAUGUCUAUGCAUCUAAUCUUACAAGUUCAGAUGAAAAAUUAAAAAAAAAUCAUUUAACGCAAGAAUUUAAUUUAAUUUUGCAAGCGAUUGUUUCUUCUAAAUAUUAUGUAUCAAAUCCUAAUGAAGCAUGUAUAUUAGUGCCUUCUUUUGAUAUGCUAAACUCCGAUAAAAAAAAUACGCCUGUAAUAGAUUUUUUGAAUAAGCUACAACACCGGGAUGUGAGAUCUUCCCUGAGAUUUUGCAAUAGGGCAGCGAGACAAGCAAUAUUUUUGACAGAUCUAUUCUGAUCAGCGUGAUGCAUCGGGUUUCUAAUUAAUAUUUGGACUGCAAAUCUAAUUAAUUCGUUGAAGCCAUCUACCAAAUGGUCCUGCAUAUCACGUAGCAACAAUGGGGCCUGCUCAUCGAUUGCUGAUUUAUCUUUGCCUUGCCAGAUUUUCUCGAGUUCUAUUCAUAACGUUCAUCCUCGUUUAAGUCAACCUCAAGAGUCGACUUCUUCUGUCGAAGCUCUACGUAAGGCCUAAAGGCUAAAGUAAGACCCGCAACCUGCCAGGCUGAAACUGCAAAUGGUAGAUCCUCGAUGGUCAGCUCCGUGUCAUCAUACAGGCGCUUCCAGUGGUUAUGCAGAGAUCUUGGUUCUUGAGCCUUUUUUUUCUUGAUAAAUAAAUGUGACAGAUUACGUAAAUAAAGAAUCUUAAAAUAAAACUGUUUCACUAUGAACUCUUGAAACUUUAGGAGAUAAUGAAAGACAUGAAAUCUGAAAAAUACUUUAAAUUAAGGUAAAAAGGUUAGGCGAGUUGGAUGUAUUGUGAAUUAACACUUAUGUCUAUAAUUUUGUUUACAAUGAAACUACAGAUUAAAAAACAACUGAGAUCUAUGAAAAAAACGUCAAAUUUAGAAUCAUAUUAUUUUAUUUAUAAUACGCCAAAAAAACAUUGUUGUUAAUUCAGUGCUGAGUCAAAUGAUUGGUAAUUUAUGAACUUAAUGAAUACUAGCAGGGUUACCUCCCUGCUAACGUCGCUCGGUUGAUUAGGUAUAUAUAUUUAUAGCUCUGAAGAAAAUUGUCAAUAACAUGUCAAUAACAAAAUUGUAUGCCAUGUUCGAUUUUGAUUUCGAUGAAUCAGCAAUUAUGGAGAAUGAUUUAGGUAGCAUGAGUGAAAUAUGUGAAUUCUGUAAUGCUAAACAUUUUAAAUUUGAAUUAUUAUGUGUUAAGAAGUUUUUUAAUUGUUGCAAUAGAGGAAACGUUGUAUUAUCUGAUAAUAUCACUUAUCUUUAUAACGUUUAAAAGAAUUAGUUUCUGGAAAUACUGGACAAAAGUAAACACUUUUUAAAUAAUAUUAGACAAUAUAAUAAUGCACUUGCCUACGCAAGUUUUGGAGCUAGAUUUGACGCUCUUCGGAAAAGGCCCUCAAGUUAUUCGAAUAAGUGGUCAAAUUUACUACAAUUUUUAUAUCUUAUAUCCAGACGAAAACUAAACCAGAAUAUAUGGGCAACUAUACAUCAUUGAUAAUGAAAUCGCCUCGCAAUCACACAAUACCUCACAAACUAAUGUGUCAUGUUGUUACGUCGGAAUGUGCGUAACCCACCAAUAUACUUACGGUGUCGAGUUCCUAUGUUCGGCUAUUAUUUAUUAUUUUUAUUUAUUCAAAAGAAAUCCCUUUUGGCUACCGCAGACGCGGUCACUACCUUCCGGGAAAGGGAGCCGGAUAACGAAAUCACUUUAAAGCCGUUAGAAUUUUAAGAGCAACUACGAUUUUAUUCACUCGAUUAGAAAAGAAAGAGAAAAGUACCUUUUACAAUAUGUGUGUGUGUGUGUGUGUGUGUGUGGAUGUAUCGAUGUCUCAGCAGGAAGCUGCAGCUGUGGGUCCUUGGCGCUCUGGAGCCUGGCAUCGGUGGUUCAGUGCGGUCAGGCUGGUGUGCGUCUCGGUCCUCCUAGCUUGUCCCUCUUUGAAGCAGAUGUUGACAGAUGGGCGCUCCGAUGUGUCGGCUCUCUUUCCGUGAUGAAAGAGGACGGUGAAAGUGGCGCUUGUCUUAUUCUUGACACGAUCACUUAGUUUUUGUAUAAGCUAUUCUUUCUCGAACUCUUUAACGUAUCCGCACUUUUUAAUUGGUUUAGUGCGCACUAGUUUUAUUGUGGCGACAAAGUUCGUCCGCGCUGUUCUGACUCGCGACUAACUGAUUCGAUACUGAUUUGAAUAGUAUAACUGAUAUCGACUGGAUCUGGCGACUAGCAGCGAUUCGUUUAGUAUGACGAGUUCAAGGAAACUGACCAUGUGCACCCUUUUGCUCCCGGCCUUUAUAUACUGGAAAUUCUGUAGCCUCGAUUUUCCAUAUUAGGAGUGCCUAAUAUUCUCACGACUUUUCUCUUGACUUUGCGUGACCUCGUAAAAUUUUUAUUACCUUGAGUUUUUAGGAAAAGCGUCUUGUGACAGCUCUCCUGCUGCUUUUCGUCGCCUGCGUACUGUCAUGUGUAGCUUUUCCCGAUUCGUUUUCGGGAGAGCGUGCUCGACCUAUGCUUGCUCGUCGCAUAGCUAUUUUGAUUUCCGUCGUUUUUCAUGAGGAAUAUCGCGACUCGUUCAGUGACAUCUUUUUAUUUCGUCGCCGUCAUUUUUUUUCUUGGCGUUAGACAUUCUUUCGGAUGAUCUUCGCCUAGAGCGCGGUUUGUCGCUACGCCUCUAAUCCUAUUUUUGUAGGAAUACGUUGUGGUGGGAAAUACUGCUUCUUGCGGCUGCUGCGAUGACGAUGCUCGCGAGUGUCUCACGUAUGUGUGUUUCUUGUUUCGUGCGUAGAAAAAUUGUGUGACCUACUUAAAUUGGUGUCGUAGGCGCGUAAUGGAAUCCGGGAUUCCAUUACAAUGUUCUUUAAUGCUAUGAAAGGAAUUAGAUAAUUUUUUUCGACAAGUAAACAUGUACGCUAAAUCAUACAAAAUGAUGCACAAAAGUAGAAAUGGAACAACAACAACACAGCGAAAAGGAAGGAAUCACCUUUUAUUCCAGUAUAUUUUUGAACCUACUAACAACGUGCAAAAAUCAGAAAUCGAUGAACGUCUAAAUCAAGCUAUGAUUGCUGGUGUCGGAUUUACAAAGUACACAUUUAGAAGAAACUUUGAUAUAAGUCUCCCGGUAUUUAGUUCUUUACUUUAUGAUAUAAAGAACGACGCCAGAAAAACAAGAAAAUACUUUGUGAUAUCAUCUCAAGCCAACACUAAUCCAGAUAUUCAUAAGGACUUAUUAAAUUUACAACAAAUGUAUCCAAAUGAAUUAUAUAUAUUUGAUACGUGCUUGGGUUUAAAUAGCACAAACAAAUUUUUGCGAUGCACUAAUAACCAAGUACAUACAUACACCGACGUUUUACAAACUUCUUCAUUCUGCUUGGUACUCAAAGGAGAGAAUUUUGGACUAUCUAUUUUAUUAGAAGCCUUAGCAUAUGGAUGCAUCCCUGUUAUAUUGUAUGAUUCUAUAGUGAUGCCAUUUGAUGAAGUGAUAGAUUGGCAUAGGUAAGAUUUAAUUUGUAUGUUUCAGCAUAGUACAUUUUUUAAUUUAUAAAAGUGCUAAGUUAAAAACAUUGGUAGAAUACUACUUAUAUUUCAAAUGAUUACGAUCUUUUUGUUUAUCUAAUAGGAGUAUCAACUAUUUCUGUUUCAAAUAAGCUAUCUUUUUAUUUAAAUUCUGAAGAUUUAAGGUUUAAUUCAAUGCUUAAUCAAAAUCAAAACAACUUGAAACUUUUUAAAUUUUCCUCUUUCAUAUUAUUCAUACAAA
Messenger RNA from Nasonia vitripennis (jewel wasp), 4343 nucleotides. Its product is annotated as exostosin-2-like. Gene Ontology annotation, molecular function: N-acetylglucosaminyl-proteoglycan 4-beta-glucuronosyltransferase activity; acetylglucosaminyltransferase activity. Gene Ontology annotation, cellular component: Golgi apparatus. The transcript is spliced from 5 exons. The coding region runs from base 3492 to 4085 and encodes 197 amino acids. Lineage: Eukaryota; Metazoa; Arthropoda; Insecta; Hymenoptera; Pteromalidae. The record is from RefSeq and is a predicted model, not a curated record.